Molecule: messenger RNA, 1143 nt
Organism: Ichthyophthirius multifiliis
Lineage: Eukaryota; Ciliophora; Oligohymenophorea; Hymenostomatida
Exons: 3
Biological process (GO): microtubule-based process
Cellular component (GO): dynein complex
Molecular function (GO): dynein light intermediate chain binding; dynein intermediate chain binding
Source: RefSeq, a predicted model, not a curated record
AUGCAUAAAUAUGAAUAAUAGGCCUAUAUAUCUUCAUUAUUAGCAUAAUCUCGUAAAUAUUACGUCUAAAAUACUCCAUUAGAUAUAACUUAAGCAAAAGAAGAAAUCGAAUUAUUAGAAAUAAACGAAUAAAUGUAAUACGCAAAUAUAGACCAUUUAGAAUAAAUAUUUAACAUAUUAAAUGCCUUAAAUAAGGCAACUAUAGAAGAAUCUGAUAUAAUAUUAAAUAGAAGAUAUGAGGAACUAUCUAAAAUACAAGAAAUUGUAGAUCCGGAUAUGUUUCCAAUGUUUUCAUUGAUCGAAACCUUAGAUAUUGAAGAUUUAGUAAGUAUUUGGGAUUAUAAAUAUGAAAAAAUAAUGCCAAAUGUUAAAUUAAGAACUGGUUUUUUAUUAAAAGUUUAAGAAAGUACAAUAGAACAUCAUUAAGCUGGUAAAGGAGUUUUUCUAGAAUGUGAAAAGGAGGUUACUAUAGGGACUCUUUUGGGGUUUAUGGGAGGAAUAAUAUUUAAUGAUAUAAAAGAUUUUUAAAAUUUCAAUUAAAAAGAGUCUUUAAAUAGUAUUUUUAAUAAUUAAAAUUACAUACAUGGAAUGGGAGUUUUCGCAAUUAAAAAUAUAUAAAAUGGAGAAGAAUUAUUUGCUGAUUAUAUUGAAAGUGAAAGUUAUUAAGCAAAUUCACAGCAUUUAGACUGGUUGAUUAAAUCAGACAGUAAUAUAGAAUUUCUUAAAUAAAAUAUGGAAAACAAUUAUGGAAAAGGUUUUAAAAUUUUAGAAUAUAUUUUGAGUUUUUAAAAUAUGGAUGUUCUUGAAGAUUUUGAAAAUAAAAUUUCCAAAAAUUAAAAAGAAGAAUUUUUAGAAGUCGAAAAAAAACACUAAUACUUCAAAUUAAAAAAGCCAAAUAUAAAACUUUCUGAUAUGACAGAAGAUAUGCAAAAUGAUGCUUCAAAUAUAGUUUUAGCAUCAAUCGAUAAAUAUACAAAUGAAAGAGAUAUUUCAUAUUAUAUUAAAAAAGAAUUUGAUAAAAGACAUUUAGGAUAAUGGCAUGUCGUUGUUGGUAAAUAAUUCUCCUCAUACGUUACACAUGAAGAGGGUUAUUUUAUACUUUUAAAUAAAGGGCCAUUAUAGGUUUUAAUAUUUAGAUGUUGA